Messenger RNA from Mytilus trossulus (common blue mussel), 5404 nucleotides. Its product is annotated as E3 ubiquitin-protein ligase RNF115-like. Gene Ontology annotation, cellular component: cytoplasm. The record is from RefSeq and is a predicted model, not a curated record. Gene Ontology annotation, biological process: protein ubiquitination. Bases 29 to 940 code for a protein of 303 amino acids. Gene Ontology annotation, molecular function: ubiquitin protein ligase activity. The transcript is spliced from 9 exons. Lineage: Eukaryota; Metazoa; Mollusca; Bivalvia; Mytilida; Mytilidae.
ACUACAUGACGUCAUACUGGGAAGAGAAAUGGCUGAAGCUGCUGUAAACACUCUGCCAGUUUCCAAGUUUUAUUGCCAUUCGUGCUCUGAAGAAAUAAACCCCAAGUUACCAGAUUAUACAUGUCCUAAAUGUGAGAAUGGAUUCAUUGAAGAAAUAACAGAAUCAGAAGAGUCACCAAAUAGUAGUUCUCCACAAGAAAUAAUUGAUCCAGCAUCAAACUUUGCAGAGAUAUGGGGCAGAGCCUUCCUUGAAAACUUCCAACAACAAGUUUCAGGUGUAAGUCAAGAUCGUCCACAGAGGUCUGAAGACAGGACAGAAUCUGAUUCUGAGGACGCAGACACGGAUCAUCCAUUUGUAGUGAGACGGAAUGGUCCUGUUCCUUUCACCAGAAUACAACUUAGAACAAGAAAUAAUCAACAAUCACAGAAUCCUAGACAAGUUCCGUAUCUUCAAGGGUUGUUACAAAUGUUUAUAGACAGAUUAUCAGAUGCCCAUGGUCCAGCAUUAAAUUUUAUACCCAUGAUGCAUGGUAAUCCAGGAGAUUAUGCCUGGGGUGUCCAUGGACUAGACAAUAUUGUUACACAGUUAUUGAAUCAAUUAGAAGGUUCUGGUCCAGCUCCCGCUGAGAAAAGUAAAAUAGAUUCAUUACCUUCAAUUAAAAUAACACCAAAGUUAGUAGAUAAAGGUGCACAUUGUGCUAUAUGUUUUGAAGAUUUUAGUUUAGAUGAAGAAGUAAAACGGUUACCCUGUGAUCACUAUUAUCAUAAUGACUGUAUAGUAAAAUGGUUAGAAAUGCAUGGAACUUGUCCAGUGUGUAGAAAAGAUUUAAAUGGGGUAGAUUCUUCAUUACAGGACAAUUAUCCAAAUCCAGUAGAUAUUUUUGACAGUAAUUUAGCAACAUCACAAAAUAAUAACACAGAAGAAGACGAUGAUUCGUGAAUUGUGUGAUUUUAUAUGCAAAGAGUUCUAUUUUAUAUGAAAACAAGUUCUUGUAAUGAAUUUAUACAGAGUAUAUGUGAUAUCAUUUUUAGCCGUUGCAUAUCGAGCCAACAAAAGUCAUUUCUUAAACAUGCAUUGCAGUUUAUAGUGUAUGGUGAUAUUGAGUUGUUAAUCAGUGUUUUAUGUAAGAAUCUGUCAUCUGAUGCAUAUUUGAAGAGGGUAAGGAAAAUAAGUGCUGUGAGCAGCAUAAUAUCAGUUUGAUUUUUUACCAAAUUUUAAAUACUUAUGUUUUGAAAAAAAUAGCACAUUAAUGUCAACCUAUUUCUGAAAUGAAACAAUGAACAGAACUUCAUGUUAAAGUUUUCUGCUACAUAGACAGAUAGAGUAUCAUAAUAAGAAAUGAUAUUUUGUAAAUUACAAGUUCAAACUUGCCAGGGACUCAAAUCACUCUGAUUUUUUUAUACGACCGCAAAUUUUGAAAAAAAUUUCGUCGUAUAUUGCUAUCACGUUGGCGUCGUCGUCGUCGUCGUCGUCCGAAUACUUUUAGUUUUCGCACUCUAACUUUAGUAAAAGUGAAUAGAAAUCUAUGAAAUUUAAACACAAGGUUUAUGACCACAAAAGGAAGGUUGGUAUUGAUUUUGGGAGUUUUGGUCCCAACAUUUUAGGAAUUAUGGGCCAAAAAGGGCCCAAAUAAGCAUUUUCUUGGUUUUCACGCUAUAACUUUAGUUUAAGUGUAUAGAAAUCUAUGAAAUUUUAACAAAAGGUUUAUGACCACAAAAGAAAGGUUGGGAUUGAUUUUGGGAGUUUUGGUUUCAACAGUUUAGGAAUUAGGGGCCAAAAAAGGGCCCAAAUAAGCAUUAUUCUUGGUUUUCGCACAAUAACUUUAGUUUAAGUUUAUAGAAAUCAAUGAAAUUUAUACACAAUGUUUAUGACCACAAAAGGAAGGUUGAUAUUGAUUUUGGGAGUUUAGGUCCCAACAGUUUAGGAAUUAGGGGCCAAAAAGGGACCCAAAUAAGCAUUUUUCUUGGUUUUCGCACCAUAACUUUAGUACAAGUAAAUAGAAAUCUAUGAAAUUUAAACACAAGUUUUAUGACCAUAAAAGGAAGGUUGGUAAUGAUUUUUGGAGUUUUGGUCCUAACAGUUUAGGAAAAAGGGGCCCAAAGGGUCCAAAAUUAAACUUUGUUUGAUUUCAUCAAGAAUUGAAUAAUUGGGGUUCUUUGAUAUGUGGAAUCUAACUGUGUAUGUAAAUUCUUAAUUUUUGGUCCAUUUUCAAAUUGGUCUACAUUAAGGUCCAAAGGGUCCAAAAUUAAACUUAGUUUGAUUUUGACAAAAAAUGAAUCGGUUGGGUUCUUUGAUAUGCUGAAUCUAAAAAUGUAUUUAGAUUCUUGAUUAUUGUCCCAGUUUUCAAGUUGGUCCAAAUCGGGGUCCAAAAUUAAACUUUGUUUGAUUUCAUUAAAAAUUGAAUAAAUGGGGUUCUUUGAUAUGCCAAAUCUAACUGUGUAUGUAGAUUCUUCAUUUUUGGUCCAUUUUCAAAUUGGUCUACAUUAAGGUCCAAAGGGUCCAAAAUUAAACUUAGUUUGAUUUUGACAAAAAAUUAGUCGGUUGGGUUCUUUGAUAUGCUGAAUCUAAAAAUGUAUUUAGAUUCUUGAUUAUUGGCCCAGUUUUCAAGUUGGUCCAAAUCGGGGUCCAAAAUUAAACUUUGUUUGAUUUCAUUAAAAAUUGAAUAAAUGGGGUUCUUUGAUAUGCCAAAUCUAACUGUGUAUGUAGAUUCUUCAUUUUUGGUCCUGUUUUCAAAUUGGUCUACAUUAAAGUCCAAAGGGUCCAAAAUUAAACUUAGUUUGAUUUUAACAAAAAUUGAAAUCUUGGGGUUCUUUGAUAUGCUGAAUCCAAACAUGUACUUAGAUUUUUGAUUAUGGGCCCAGUUUUCAAGUUGGUCCAAAUCAGGAUCUAAAAUAUUAUAUUAAGUAUUGUGCAAUAGCAAGUCUUUUCAAUUGCACAGUAUUGCACAAUGGCAAGACAUAUCUAAUUGCACAAUAUUGUGAAAUAGCAAUAUUUUUUUUUAAUAAGAGUUAUCUUUCUUUGUCCAGAAUAGUAAGCAAGAAAUAUCUAAUUGCACAAUAUUGUGAAAUAGCAAUAUAUUUUUUUAAUUGGAGUUAUCUUUCUUUGUCCAGAAUCAACUCAAAUCUUUGUUAUAUACAAUGUAUAUUCACUUUUUACUACCAACUGAUAAAUUAAAAUAAUCUUUACCAUUCAGUGAUAACAAGCAGUUUUUUUUCAUCUUAAUAUUUUAUGAUGUAUUUAAAUGAGUAGUUAUUGUUGCAAACUCCAUUAGAAAUUUAAUUGAGAUUAAUUUGGAAUAAGGGAAAGGGGGAUGUAAUAAAAAAAAAUGGGUUCAAUUUUCUCAUUUGAAAUGAAAUUUCAUAAAUAAAAUGAAAAUUUCUUCAAACAUUUUUUUGAGAGGAUUAAAGUCAUAAGAAACCUCAAAUCAAAAAAAAAUAAUGUAUAUGUUUUUUAUAACUCAAUCGAUAGUUUUCAUUGUAAAACUUAUGUACAUAUACUUUUUUCUGAAGAAAAUUCUUUAAUUUAUUCAUAUUUAGAAGAAGUUUACUUUAUUUGAAUUGCUUCCUUCCAGCAAGCAAUUCCCCCGAUAUAUUUUCCGUAUGCAAGGUGACCUCAGUGUGACCCAUCUCGUAAAAAUCCGAUUACCACAAUACGCAUGGAUGUCCUUAAAAUAAACUAUUAUCUGAAUUUACAUGUUAAACACGUGCUCAAUUUCCAUGCUUUUUUGUUUAUUUUUCGUCAAUUGUUGACAAACAGGUGACAAUCGUUAAACUUCGGCUUCAAAACACGAACUUUAAUUACCUGCCAUAUUUUCACAACAACACUGACAGAUUGAAAAAAAAUUGACGAUUAUACGAAGUUUACACGAAAAAAAUGAUAAAUUCGAGCACAGAAGACUAAGUUUAUGAUGUUUGUAUGCAUUGGUUUAAGAAUUGGAAGAACAUUAUUUUUUACCGGUCACUCGUUUCUUAUGACUUUAAUAUUCAACAGCAUAGUGAAUUGCUCUAAGAGAAAACAAAAAUUUUAAGUUCAUUAGAACACAUUCAUUCUGUGUCAGAAACCUAUGCUGUGUCAACUAUUUAAUCACAAUCCAAAUUUAGAGCUGAAUCCAGCUUGAAUGUUGUGUCCAUACUUGCCCCAACCGUUCAGGGUUCAACCUCUGCGGUCGUAUAAAGCUACGCCCUGCGGAGCAUCUGGUUAUGGUUGUGUUAUGGUAUGCAUGUGUAUGACUGUUACUCCUUGUUGACAUCUAGAUUUUUUGCGAGUUUUUCUUUACAACUUUUGUCAAAGUUCAAUCUUUUUAUAAGUUUUAUUGAUUUUCUUUUGCAUGGUAUAAAAACUCAAAUCUGAUUCAGCUACUGUACAGAGUUUUGUUAGCACUAUUCUAUGACAUAUAGAACUUGAUGUUUCAUCCAAAAAGGAGUUAAAGUAUUUCAUUGGCUCCUUUAUGUAUUUACUGUGAAACUAAGAAAAUAGAUUUUUUUGUAACCUUUAGGAAAGCAGACUUAUGCUUAGGGUCAUAAUUCUUAAUAUUCACUGGUACCUUUGUCUCAAUCAUUUUCAUAAAUAUAUUCUAAGCUUCAAAGAAAGGCAAUUUAUUUUAAAAUUUUCGCAUAAAUGCUUAAAAAGGCAUUUAUGGGUUACAAACACAUGACUGAUUAAAGAUUUAUCUUCAAUGUUUCAAGUGUUUCCCUUUAAAAAGAAUUCUAUCAAGAAGCUCUUAUUUUUUUACAGGGUGACAUUAUGCUGUGCAGUGAAUAGCCCUUUAUUCUAGAAUCACACAGGUUUUUUAAUGAAAUCACUUUCUUUGAAAAUGUUUUUUAAUUAUUUUUUAUAGAGUUUGAUAUUCUGUUUGGAUUGAUAUACAUAUGGACUUGAUAAUAUCUGACCAAAAGAGGUACAGAUGGAUGAAGGUUUUAAAGAUAAGAAUAACAUGUCUUAGUAAAUGAAUUCAAGUAUUUUAUCUUGCCUUGGAUUACAUGUUAAAUUAUUGCUAUUUUAACAUGUUUAAUUUCAACAUUUGCAUUAACAAAAUUACAAAAAGGCCAGACAUAUCUCUGUGAUAACAGAUAUGUAGAAUUUUAGAUAUAAUAAUAUAUUAAUAAAAUUGGAAUUAGUCUUUCAAAGCUAUGAAUAUAUUUGACUCUGAACAGUGUAUUGUAAGCUUAAAAUGACUGUUUAGGAAUGUUUAUUACAUUACUUUUGUCUAAUAUUGUAAAAACAAUAGCUUAUUGAGAAAAACCACUGUGUCAAAUGCAGCUUAUGACAGCAAUGUGAUUUAAAAGCCCUCAUAAAAAGACAAUAGUAUUUAGUUUCAAAUAGAUUUAUAUUAGCCAUGCUGAUGGUUUCUGAUUGGCUGAACCUUCGUUGCUGACUGACUUAUUUAAAUGGUGUAAUUGUUUU